Molecule: messenger RNA, 5060 nt
Organism: Octodon degus (degu)
Lineage: Eukaryota; Metazoa; Chordata; Mammalia; Rodentia; Octodontidae
Gene: Tle3
Product: transducin like enhancer of split 3
Exons: 20
Coding region: 1031-3379 (782 amino acids)
Biological process (GO): regulation of DNA-templated transcription; negative regulation of canonical Wnt signaling pathway
Cellular component (GO): transcription regulator complex; nucleus
Molecular function (GO): protein binding; transcription corepressor activity
Source: RefSeq, a predicted model, not a curated record
CUCUCGCGGCAGUUCAGACCUCGUGCUCGUACCCCUCGCCUGUCUGUGUGUGGUAUCCGCAGGUCCGAGGCACUUUUUGGGGUGUAUUUGCCUCUGUGUGUGUGUGUGUGUGUGUGUGUGUGUGUGUGUGUGUGUGUGUGUGUGUUGGGGCACGGAGUGGAGAGCUGGGCCGAGGGAAGGAAGGAAGCUGCAGAGCUCUCCGGACUUGGGCUACGUCUCCUCACCAGUAGUCUUCUGCCUGUGAGCUCGGAUCACUCUUGCUGGGAACGCAGCGCUGGAGCUAGGAGCAACGAGGACCCUUGGCUGAAGCUUCCCGUGCCCGCUGGAGUUAGGAUGCUGCUUUGCACCUACUGAACCUGGAGUUCCUCCCGGCCCCGGGAAGGGCUUGUAGCGGCGGCAAUAGCAGACGGAACAGCAGGCUCCUCUCCGAGGGGGGGCGUCGAAGCGCCCGCGCCGGGCUCCAACCCGCACCCGCCGGCGCUCCUGCGGCCCAGAGCCGUCACCUCCUGCCAGCCUCCUUUUUCUCCUCGUGAGCCGCUGGCCCCGCUGCCUCUGGAAUCUGACCUUCCAGCCCCGGAUGCUUGGGGCUGCCCCGGCGCGCCCCCCACCAAGCUCGACGCACUGAGCGAUCCACUGGGGCUCGGCGCACGCCCCUGGAGGGGCCCCCGGCCUUGGGACCCCGCGCCGGACACGACGAUGUCCUCGAAGCCCCCGGCUCUGACGCUCUGCACACAGCCGGGGGAAGGCGGCCGGCCGCAGCCCGCCGAGCCCUAGGAACACAAAGCCCGCGCCCGCUGCCCGGCCUCGGUACCGGCCGACUACUUUGCCGCCUGCUCCGCGGCUCUUUGUCUCCGCUUGGGGCGGGCGCCCGACUCUGGGAUUCCGCUGCGAAAGCGGAGUGGGGGGGCCGGGGGCGAGCUCUCGGUUCCCCGGCCGCCCCCCGCUCGGGCUCGGCUCCCCCCUCCCCCGCACCUCCCCGGCUCGGGCUCUCGGUGCUUCCACGCUCCCCGAAUCACGACCCCUCCCUGCCAUGUAUCCGCAAGGCAGACAUCCGGCUCCCCACCAGCCCGGGCAGCCGGGAUUUAAAUUCACGGUGGCUGAGUCUUGUGACCGGAUCAAAGACGAAUUCCAGUUCCUGCAAGCUCAGUAUCACAGCCUCAAAGUGGAGUACGACAAGCUGGCGAACGAGAAGACGGAGAUGCAGCGCCAUUACGUGAUGUACUAUGAGAUGUCCUAUGGCUUGAACAUUGAGAUGCACAAGCAGACAGAGAUUGCGAAGAGACUGAACACAAUUUUAGCCCAGAUCAUGCCUUUCCUGUCCCAGGAGCACCAGCAGCAGGUGGCCCAGGCGGUGGAACGUGCUAAGCAGGUCACCAUGACGGAGCUGAACGCCAUCAUUGGGGUACGUGGACUCCCCAAUCUGCCUCUCACCCAGCAACAACUCCAGGCGCAGCAUCUCUCCCACGCCACGCACGGGCCCCCGGUCCAGCUGCCGCCUCACCCGUCAGGCCUCCAGCCGCCUGGAAUCCCCCCGGUGACCGGGAGCAGCUCCGGGCUGCUGGCGCUUGGUGCUCUGGGCAGCCAGGCCCACUUGGCGGUAAAGGACGAGAAGAACCACCAUGAGCUGGACCACAGAGAGAGAGAAUCUGGCACGAAUAAUUCAGUGUCACCCUCAGAAAGCCUCCGGGCCAGUGAGAAGCACCGGAGCUCUGCAGACUACAGCAUGGAAGCUAAGAAGCGGAAAGCAGAGGAGAAGGACAGCCUGAGCCGAUACGACAGUGAUGGGGACAAGAGUGACGAUCUGGUGGUGGAUGUUUCCAACGAGGACCCCACAACGCCCCGAGUCAGCCCGGCACACUCCCCUCCUGAGAAUGGGCUGGACAAGGCCCGAGGCCUGAAAAAGGAUGCCCCCACCAGCCCUGCCUCUGUGGCUUCCUCCAGCAGCACGCCCUCCUCCAAGACCAAAGACCUUGGUCAUAAUGACAAAUCCUCCACCCCGGGGCUCAAGUCCAACACUCCAACUCCAAGGAAUGACGCCCCGACUCCAGGCACCAGCACAACUCCCGGGCUUCGGUCCAUGCCGGGCAAACCUCCAGGAAUGGACCCGAUAGGUAUAAUGGCCUCGGCCCUGCGCACGCCCAUCUCCAUCACCAGCUCCUAUGCGGCACCCUUCGCCAUGAUGGGCCACCACGAGAUGAACGGGUCCCUCACGAGCCCGGGUGCCUAUGCCAGUCUGCACAACAUCCCGCCACAGAUGAGUGCAGCCGCCGCCGCCGCCGCCGCCGCCUAUGGCCGAUCGCCAAUGGUGAGCUUUGGAGCUGUUGGAUUUGACCCUCACCCCCCAAUGCGGGCCACAGGUCUGCCCUCAAGUCUUGCCUCCAUCCCAGGAGGGAAACCUGCGUACUCCUUCCACGUGAGCGCAGAUGGGCAGAUGCAGCCUGUGCCCUUCCCACAUGACGCCCUGGCCGGCCCUGGCAUCCCGAGGCAUGCCCGGCAGAUCAACACCCUCAGCCACGGGGAGGUGGUAUGCGCCGUGACCAUCAGCAACCCCACCCGGCACGUCUACACGGGGGGCAAGGGCUGCGUGAAGAUUUGGGACAUCAGCCAGCCGGGCAGCAAGAGCCCUAUCUCCCAGCUGGACUGCCUGAACAGGGACAACUACAUCCGCUCCUGCAAGCUGCUCCCUGACGGGCGCACGCUCAUCGUGGGCGGCGAGGCCAGCACGCUUACCAUCUGGGACCUGGCCUCGCCCACGCCCCGCAUCAAGGCCGAGCUCACAUCCUCGGCGCCUGCCUGUUAUGCCCUGGCCAUCAGCCCUGAUGCCAAAGUCUGCUUCUCCUGCUGCAGCGAUGGGAACAUUGCCGUCUGGGACCUACACAACCAGACCCUGGUCAGGCAGUUUCAGGGCCACACGGAUGGGGCCAGCUGCAUAGACAUUUCCCACGAUGGCACAAAGCUGUGGACUGGGGGCCUGGACAACACUGUACGUUCCUGGGACCUGCGGGAGGGCCGCCAGCUGCAGCAGCAUGACUUCACCUCUCAGAUCUUCUCCCUGGGCUACUGCCCCACGGGGGAGUGGCUGGCCGUGGGCAUGGAGAGCAGCAACGUGGAGGUGCUGCACCACACCAAGCCGGACAAGUACCAGCUGCACCUGCACGAGAGCUGCGUGCUGUCCCUCAAGUUCGCCUACUGCGGCAAGUGGUUUGUGAGCACAGGGAAAGAUAACCUUCUCAAUGCCUGGAGGACGCCCUACGGAGCCAGCAUAUUCCAGUCAAAAGAAUCUUCGUCUGUCUUGAGUUGCGACAUUUCAGCGGAUGACAAAUAUAUUGUAACAGGCUCUGGUGACAAGAAGGCCACGGUUUAUGAGGUCAUCUACUAAACAAGGAUUCUAACAGGGCUGUCAGGCUCUGAGAGAAGCUGCCUCAGUGCUGAAAAGGAGACUAGCGAGCCCCCUGAGGUCGCAGAGGACAGGCCCCCAGAAGCGGGGAUCUGGGCUGCACUUUGGCUGUGCAGGGGCGCGGCCCGGCGUGGCCUGCACCUCUGUGGGCAUGGAUUGAUCUGUCUCUUGAACUCGGAUGGAUUUGCUCCUACUCCCCUAUAACCACGCUGGCAGAUGCUACCAAUAGAUUUAUAUGGAGGCUUAUGGCUCCGGACCCCCACAGACACUGAUGAAUCUUGUCUCUUCUUCCUCUUUCUCUUGCCCUGUCCCCUCCCUGCCUUGGGUUGGGGACACUGGAGUGGACCACAUUGUUGUUCCUAUUGUGCAGUGCACAAGGUUUGUGAAAAAUGUAAAUAACAGACUCCUCUCUGGGGCUGGUCAGUGGGGGAGGUGGCCCCUUCCCACCAGAACCUUGCCGUGUAUUUUGCCUGCUGUAUUUGCAAACCACGCGUGGUGGUGGCUUGUUUUUUUGUUCUGUUUUUCCUUUUUCUUUUUAAACAAGUUCCCGUGGGGAAAGAGGGCAGGGAGGGAGCAAUAGGAAGAGGGGUGGAAUGGGAGAACUUCCGGGGCGCAGUGGGGAGCUGCAGGGUGUAACCAGACAUCCCAGGGUGCCCCCUGUAGAGGUUGGGCAGCGUCAAGUUUGUCCGGAUGGCGCACCGGACAGACAGGCGGACAGGACUGGGCUGACAUCUGCAGGAACAGCUGGGUUUUUCUGUGGGUCCCUUCGCCUGUGUUGCAUCUUCCCCGUCUGUGUGUCCCCCGAGCCCUGCUUGGGGCACGCUCUUCAUCCGCGUGGUGAUCAGAGGUUCUGAGGGACUCCCUCCCCAGCUUUCCUUAACCUUCGGCGACAGCCUGCAGAGGACUCUGUUAGAGGGAAGUGUAGCCACUCAGCUCAGGGAGCCACCAGAGACAAACAGCAACCGAUGUGGGUGCAUUUUUUUUUUUUUUAAUUUGAAUAAAAAGAAUUAGAAGUGAUGUCCUUUUAUAAAACGCCUUCGCCCUUUCCUGCCUUCAGCCACUUCCGGUCCUGCUUCCUGCACCCCAGUCUGGGCAGGGCAGCAGGCUGUGGACUGCACACGGGUGACCCUGGCAGCGUUCCUGCCCUGUCAUGGGCAGCCAGGUUGCAGGGACGGCGGCGCUGUCUCCUGCGGGUCCCAAAUGUUCUGAGGUGUUAAGGAUUUUGUUUUUGUUUUCCUCUUUUUCUUUUAAAAGAAAAGCUAAGGGCCAUGUGGUUCCUGGUGGUGGGCUAUCUGUGGAUGUAGCAUAUGGAAGAUAAUUUUUAUAUGCAUUUUUAUGGAUUAUUUUAUAAUGUGACGUGCUCUGGCGCAAAGGAAGGAAGGAGCAGCUCCCCGGGGAAAUUGCCUGUCUCCUGGGCUCCCUGGCUGUGCUGCUGCCCGGAGGGAUGUGGCGCUGUAGCCAGGAGCCAGCGGGCACCCAGACUAGAGGUGUGGCAUGUCGGAUUCCUGUCGCACUGGGUCCCAGAGCACCACUUGCCACUUCUCAUUAAGGUUCUGGCCAGAAGGGAGGGCAAGGGCAGGAGAAAGUUAUUCCUGGAGAAAAAAAAUGCAACGUCAUUGUAAUGAGCUGUUUUUAUAUUUUUAAAAGUUAUUAUUUAAAGGUU